Messenger RNA from Trypanosoma brucei brucei TREU927, 870 nucleotides. RefSeq names its product nucleotide binding protein, putative. The transcript has a single exon. Gene Ontology annotation, molecular function: 4 iron, 4 sulfur cluster binding; ATP binding; ATP-dependent FeS chaperone activity. The record is from RefSeq and is a predicted model, not a curated record. The coding region runs from base 1 to 870 and encodes 289 amino acids. NCBI's taxonomy places the organism in Eukaryota, Euglenozoa, Kinetoplastea, Trypanosomatida, Trypanosomatidae. Gene Ontology annotation, cellular component: cytosol. Gene Ontology annotation, biological process: iron-sulfur cluster assembly.
AUGGCCACCUCCCUUUCGGAUGUGAAUCACAUAAUUCUUGUGUUGAGUGGCAAAGGCGGCGUCGGGAAAUCUACGGUGGCGUGUCAACUCGCCCUUGCUCUGGCUAAUGUACAUGGGAAGAAGGUUGGACUGCUGGAUGUUGACAUUUGUGGUCCUAGUGUUCCAACGAUAUGUGGUGUUACUGGAAAGGAUGUGUAUCGCGGGGACGCGGGAUGGGAGCCCGUUUCGCUGUUCCACGAACAGCACGAGGCAGACACUGCGGCGUCUGCGACGGGUAACGUCAAAAUAAUGUCCAUAGCAUUUUUGCUACCGAGCGAGAAUGACGCCGUUGUUUGGCGCGGUCCGAAGAAGGAUGCGAUGAUCCGUCAAUUCGUCACUGACGUGCACUGGGGCGCACUCGAUUACCUCAUUAUUGACACCCCACCAGGGACUAGCGAUGAACAUCUCACGUUGUGCGAGGUGUUGAAACCCUUCAAUACGGCAGGAGCUGUGAUCGUCACAACACCUCAGGAUGUGGCAACUGACGAUGUGAAGAAGGAGCUUUCUCUUUGUCACAAGUUGGAGCUGAGAUGCCUUGGGGUUGUGGAAAACAUGUCAGGGUUCGUGUGCCCCCAUUGCGCCCAUUGUACCGACAUUUUUUCCAAAGGCGGUGGGAAGAAACUUGCAGAGAUGUAUGAAGUGGAAUUCCUUGGCGCAAUACCAAUCGAUCCAACACUUUCCCUAGCGGAAGACAAGGGCCAGUGCUUUGUAACGACCGCGACAGAUGCUAACUCCCCCACGGUGCGCAAAACUGUCGCCGCGGUGACUGGUGUUAUCGAUGCCAUACUGAAGCAGGUGGAGAAAUCAGCGCAACUGCAACAACGUCAUUAA